Molecule: messenger RNA, 8514 nt
Organism: Zonotrichia leucophrys gambelii
Lineage: Eukaryota; Metazoa; Chordata; Aves; Passeriformes; Passerellidae
Product: KIAA0319 ortholog
Exons: 21
Coding region: 365-3592 (1075 amino acids)
Biological process (GO): neuron migration
Cellular component (GO): cytoplasmic vesicle; plasma membrane
Source: RefSeq, a predicted model, not a curated record
GGAUCGCCGCCGCGGCCUGGGCGAGGGUGGGGAAGGGGCGGAAAGCGCAGCCGGUGCUCCGGGCGAGGCGCUCCGCAGCUGAGCGCUGGGCGGCCGCCCUCGGCUCCCGGCGGGGCGCAGCCCGAGCUCCGCGGGAAGGAGCUGGGAACGCCGGGCUGGAAGGCUGCGGGACAGCGGUAGCGGUGAGCCACCCGGUCUUCCAGGGAGUUCUCCUUCACUCCUUGACUCCCCCGUCUGCGUGAGGCAAAUGCUUAAUGGCCACAGCAGAGCACUAAACAGUAUUAGAAAAAAAUCCCAGCAUUAAGACCUAUAUCUCCCACACCACUGGCUGAAAAAGCGGCUGUCACUGCCUUCCUGGUGCAGCAUGGCAUUUGGACCUGGUGUACUCUGCCUGUUCCUGUGGACAAUAACAGGUUCCAGUUGUGAGCAGUGCAGAGAAGGAGCCACAUACUCAGGUGCAGUAAUAUCUCCCAACUUAGAAACCACUAAAAUCAUGCGAGUUCCUCACGCUUUGUCCGUGUCCGACUGUAUCGCGGCGUGCUGUGACCUCUCCGGUUGUGACUUGUCCUGGAUGUUUGAACGGCGCUGUUACAUCGUCAACUGCCAACACAAGGACAAUUGUGAGCCUAAAAAAAUUGAAACUGUCAAGUCCUACCUUACCUUUGUGCUGAGGCCUUCUCAGAGGCCAGCCUCACUGCUAGGGCUUGGGCAAGUGAUCCCAAGCAUGGUCCACUCUGUGGGACUCCAGAAUGAGCCGUCAGAGGAAGUGAGUAGCCUGAAGAAGCUGUCUCUGCUUGGCAAAGAUCCCAGCCUUGAGGAGAUACCUGAGUACAUUGAUGAUUAUAAAGAGUUGGAGCAGGACCCCUUUCAGGUGGGCAUCAAACAUGAGCAGAAGGAUAAUAUAGAUUAUGCUGACUGGGCCCUGAUAGUGGCAGGUGAAAAUGGCUUCAACACUUCCACGGGUGAUGAUGGAGAUAACCAGGAAGAUUUUGCUGAAAAGAAAGGGGUGGCUGGGAAGGUGGAAAGCCUUCUGAAUAAAAACAGCUCUGAACUGACUUCCGUCAAUGAACACCCCACAGAGAGGUCAUCCCCUCCGGAGAUUACACCACUCCCUGGGAAGACAUUUGAAAGGGAAGCAGCAGUUCCACUCCUUUCACAACCUGAGGAUGCUUUGCAAAAAGAGGCUACUACACCUUCCUCUUCUUCAGAUAAACCAGAUUUCUCCCCAGGCAUGUCAGAGAAAACCCAGACUCCCACAGUGGCCCCAGAGAAUGCCACUGAAGGUGAGAUCAUGCUACUUCCCACUAAUGCUGCACCAUCCGAGCCCAUGCAGCUGUUCACACCACCUGCUACUGCUGCUCAAGCAGUUAAAGAACUUACUGUGUCUGCUGGAGAUAACAUACAAGUGGUGUUACCCAAAAAUGAGGUUGAACUGAAUGCCUUUGCUGUCCCACCACCAUCUACAGAAACAGCCUACACCUAUGAGUGGAGCUUAAUCAGUCACCCUGCUGACUAUAGUGGGGAAAUGGAGCGCAGGCACAGCCAGACUUUGAAGCUCUCUCAUUUAUCAGUGGGACUUUAUGCCUUCAAAGUGACAGUUUCUGGUGAAAAUGCCUUUGGUGAAGGUUUUGUAAAUGUCACAGUCAAACCAGCAGUCAGAAUUAAUCAGCCACCUGUUGCUGUUGCUUCACCCAAAGUGCAAGAAGUUUCCUUGCCUACAACUUCUACCUUCAUCGAUGGCAGUCAAAGCAUAGAUGAUGUGAAGAUAGUGAGUUACCACUGGGAGGAAGUUAAAGGUCCCCUGAGAGAGCAGAAGGCAUCUGCUGACACACCUGUCUUGCACUUGUCUAACCUUGUUCCUGGAAACUACACCUUCAGACUCACAGUGAUUGAUUCGGAUGGAGCAGCCAACUCCACCAUUGCAUCUCUGACUGUCAACAAGCCAGUGGAUUACCCACCUAUUGCUAAUGCAGGACCGAAUCAGGCUGUCACUUUGCCCCAGAACUUCAUCACACUGAAUGGAAACCAGAGCAGUGAUGACCAUGAAAUUGUCAGCUAUGAGUGGUCACUUAGUCCCAAAAGCAAAGGCAAGGUUGUAGCAAUGCAGGGAGUGCGGACGCCGUACCUGCAGCUCUCUGCAAUGCAGGAGGGAGAUUACACCUUCCAGCUGACUGUGACAGACUCUGCGCGCCAGCGCUCCACGGCCGAGGUGACGCUGAUCGUGCAGCCUGAAAAUAACAGUCCUCCAGUAGCAGUGGCUGGCCCUGACAAGGAGUUGACCUUCCCAGUAGAAAGUACUACACUGGAUGGAAGCAAAAGUCAAGAUGACCAAGGCAUUGUCUUCUAUCACUGGGAAAAUAUCAGUGGGCCAAGCUCUGUACAGAUGGAAAACACUGACAAGGCAAUAGCUACUGUGACUGGCCUCCAGGUUGGCACCUAUCACUUCAGGCUGACUGUGAAAGACCAGCAGGGCUUGAGCAGUGCAUCUGUGCUCUCCAUUACUGUGAAGGAAGAAAACAACAGUCCACCCCGGGCACAUGCUGGUGGGAAGCAUGUUCUAGUGCUUCCAAACAACUCUGUUACCUUGGAUGGCUCGGGGUCUGCUGAUGACCAGGGCAUUGUGUCAUAUUUGUGGAUUCGGGAUGGUCAAAGCCCAGCAGCUGGGGAUGUGAUCCAUGGCUCAGACCACGAGGCAGUACUGCAGCUAACUAACCUUGUGGAAGGAACCUAUAUUUUCCACUUGAAGGUGACAGAUGCUAAGGGAGACUCAGAUGUUGAUUCAGCAACUGUUGAAGUGCGGCCUGAUCCCAAAAGGAAUGGUCUGGUGGAGCUGAUCCUGCAGGUUGGAGUGGGACAGCUAAGUGAGCAGCAGAAGGACACUCUGGUGAGACAGUUGGCUGUACUGCUGAAUGUUUUGGAUUCAGAUAUCAAAGUUCAGAAGAUACAAGCCUACUCAGAUAUAAGCACAGCAGUUGUGUUCUACGUGCAGAACGGGCAUCCUUCCACGGUGAUCAAGGCGUCAGAUGUCUCACGGACUCUGCACGUGCAGCUUUUGAAACAGAAGGCUGACUUCCUGCUUUUUAAAGUCCUGCGAGUGGACACGGCUGCCUGUCUUUUGAAAUGCUCUGGACAUGGGCACUGUGACCCCAUAACAAAGCGCUGCAUUUGCUACCAGCUGUGGAUGGAAAACUUGAUUCAUCGUUAUCUCAGUGAUGGAGAGAGUAAUUGUGAGUGGAGUAUACUCUAUGUGACUGUAUCUGUUUUUAUUUUCAUUGUGGUCAUGGUAGGGCUUGCCUGGUUCUGCAUCUGCUGCUGUAAAAGCCGCAAGAGGACAAAGAUAAGAAAGAAAACAAAAUAUACCAUCCUAGAUAACAUAGAUGAACAGGAGAGGAUGGAGCUGCGGCCCAAAUAUGGUAUAAAACACAGAAGUACAGAACACAACUCCAGUCUGAUGGUCUCUGAGUCAGAGUUUGACAGUGAUCAGGACACUAUCUUCAGCAGAGAAAAGAUUGAAAGAGAAAAUUCUAGAACACUUAUAAAUGGGUCCGUCAGAAAUGGAGUUUCCUUCAACUACAGCUCCAAAGACAGAUAACUGCAUGAGGGUAAAAGCACAGAACACCCUGGCGUGACACAUCUGAAACAUGUUGGCCCACUUCUGUUUUUCCAGAACCAAAAUCUUCCUAAAAUAUCAACUAAUUGCAGAUUAAAGGGUAAAUUUUUAGCACAGGUAGGGGAAGGCAGAAGGAGGGAGAAAGGAUUAGAUUGUCAGCUAACUCCUCUUGUCACCAUUAUAGGAACAAGACAAAGCACAUUUUUUUUCUUGCAUGUUCUGUGCUGAAUGUUUGAACUUCAGAAGGCCUUUUUUUCUGUAUCACUGCUACAAAACUAGCCAGGGCUAUUCUGCUACAAACUAUGGUAACUAACAAAGGCAUACAGAUUCAUAUGUGCUCCUAACGCUCUCUUUGAGAAGUGGUGUGAUUUACAACAGCAAAAGCCAAUAUAGAUGAAGUUCCUUACAAUUAUAGAGAGCAAUAUGUGGCCACAGGCUCCAUCCUAAUUUUUAGUUUAGGAUGGAAACACAAAGAUUUUUAGUGCAUUGUCUUUAUCCAUCUGUAUUUUGGGACUUCUUUUACUGUGAUAGUGCUCAUUGGGUAGGGUAGGUUUAUUGGGUGAAAACAUUCUUGUUUUCAGAGAAAGUUAAAAACUGGAAUAGUUGCACUGGAUCAGCUGUAAUGUAACAUGGUAUACCUGUGUCCUGUAGGAUGCAAUGUUCCCUGUAUUCACAUGGGAGGUGUGAUGUCUGCAGGGAAAUCCAGCCUUAGGUUGCUUCUGUAAUGAUCAAAUUGCUUUGGCUCUGCCGUGUUCAUCCAGGAAACUGUAGCAGGAAGGACUUGGUGUGAUGCACCUUGAGAUGCAUUUUGAGCAUCCCAAACAAUCUUUUUAGAUCACUUUGAGGAGCUCUGGACCUUUUAAGACAGAAUGCUCAGCUGAGGUGAGUUUCCAUCUGUCAGCAUCAAGUGCCCAAUUAAAGGAUGUGCUGGGCACUCGUGCAGUGAAAUGUUUGUGGCAAAUACCCUGUGUGGAGCAGGAGGUUCAUUGUACUUUCAUUGUCGUGGUAAUUGGUAUUGAGCAAUGUUUUAGCUUGAACAUGAAAUUGUUUGACUUUUUUCUCUCUGGCUGUUGAGUGACUGGAUGUAUUGGCCUAAAGAGAUCCUUUUUGGACUUUGGCAAGGGUAGGUGUAUUGCAGAUGUGACAUUCUUGUUCACAGUCUGGGUAAUUUCUUCACAGUCUGCUUGUUAGGCUUUGAAAUCAUGCCCCCAGUACUGAUUUUGAAAUCCCUAACUGAAGACCUGACUUUUACACACAGGCCUCACUUGUGGGAGCAUCUGUAUCAGUGGUACUGUUUAGCCAUGACAUCAGCUUCUCCUGGGGGUACUCUACUGAGGUACUGAAGUCUAGGGCUGCGAUGGAGGAAGAUGUGUUUUGAUGGAGAAAGCAUUCCUCUGCGAGCAUUUUUGAAGAGGUUUUUAAUGCUUUGGGGGUUUGUUUUGUUGUUUUGUUUUUUUUAAUCCAGUGAUAGAGAACCUGUUAUCAGAGGAUGGAGCAGUAUAGAGAUCAAGAGGAGAAGUUAGAAGGGUCAGGGAGGGUACAUAGCCCAUUUCCAUCAUGAGGAAUAAUGUAGUUGAGGGUUUUGGGGCUUUCUCCAUCCUUUCUUUGAAGUCCGACACAACAGAGUAGGUGGGUUGAACACUAUGGCUUCUGUGCUUCUCUUGUUAAUGGGCUUGGGCAACACUCCGAACUGUCUAGGCUGGAAGAAAUCAGUGGUCAGAAGUUGCAGCAACAUAGCAUGCUCAUCACUUGUUUCAUACUUUGAUAAUCAAGUCCAGUCAGCAACGGUCCCUAAGGCUACUAAUUCAGCACUGAGGAGUAUUUACCCUGUGUCCAGCCCUGCAUUUUUCUGGACAUCUUUGUGUGGUUGCAGGAGUCAUUGUGGUGGGAGAGGCUGUGAAGAGCUAAAAAGGGCUAAUACAGGUGUUGUCUAUGUUUUUCCCAUAAGGAGUGUGGUAGGAAUGGUAUGAUUUGCUUUAUUCAGAAACCAAGUUUCAGCUCUGUGUAUGUGGGGUUUAGGCUAUUUCUUGAAACAAAUCUACUUUAUCACACUCUCCCUCUUCUUGAGAGUGUGAGUGUGUAUGUGUAUAUAUAUUUUUAAAUAUCUUGGUCAACAGAAGCAAGGCCAGCUUCUGAUGUCUUUCAGUUCCUGCUCCAGAUGUGUUAACAUAAUAAAAGCAGUGUUCAUUUUAAAGCAUUCCUGAAAAAAAACUAAAGCCCACUCAAAACAGUAAUUUAUUUUUGUCCUUUGAAAUCCAAAUGUUGGGCUUAAUCCAUUAUGAACAACUAAACAGAAUGUUCUAGCAGGAAUUAUUCUCUUGAAAACAUGCAUUUUUAAACAAGGAAAUAAAUUGCCUAAAUAAUUUCAAGUUUGUACGUGCUGUGCUGCCAUUGAUGCUUCUGCUAAAUACUGUCUCCAGUGUGCCUUUAUCUAUAAGCUUACCUUCUAGGACAUGUCAGUGCAGUCUGCAGCAUCUGUCAGUUUUGUGAAAUUAGUGACUUACAUCUUUUGGGUUUAUUUUAUGUUUUUAAAGCCAGUGCUGAAACCUAGGAUGUUCUUCUUUGAAGGUAUUGAAAUGUCUUUAAAAAAACCAAAAAACCCAAACAUACAAACCCCACCAAAAUAAAUUGUUUCUGUAGUAAAACAGCUCCAGGAAUCAUAAACCCUGCAUUUCUUAAUGCUGCAGAAUUUCCUCCAGGACUAUUCCCCUGCCCACAGAUGCACACUGGUGGGCCCAGAUCAUUUGGAUCUCUGGUAAGUUCAUGGGGCAUGAGAACAUAUGCAUGAUUUGGCUAAGUGUUUCUCACUCUAACAAAUAAGAAAUAUUUAGACCAGUUUCUCAUUGUAUAAGGCCCUAGCAAGUGGAAUUUGCUUGGUAAAUUCAGUUGUGAUGAUACUUUAACAUCUUUGUUGCUAACAGUAUUUUAGCUGUGUUUUCAAAGUUUAAUAUAGUUUAAAUUUUUCAGCUGCUUCUGAUUCUAGUUUGAUUAUUCCACCUGCUUGGAAGAAGUUAUUCCUCUUACCAUAAGAGGAGGCUUGCUUUUAAUAUGUGGCACUUGCACAGAAGCUGAAAGCAACAAUUUCUGGCUCUGUGAAUUUGUGGUAUCAUGUUUGUGUCACUUGGGCAAGCAUGUUUGUGUCAGGAAUUUAGGAGGGGCUAUAGCAAGCCUUGUAUCUUGAUUCAGUAUAAUUGUUACUUCUAGAACUACUGCUUUCUUGCAGAAUGUCAGUUCAUACUUUGAAUGAAGGGUCAGAAAACUGGCUGUAAUGCAAACACAAUGGCAGAAUUUGGAUUCUUGAGAAACUGCAUCCUUAAUGUGUUUCUCUACCUGAGGUAUGCAUAACCUUUGUUUCAGGUUAUUAUAGAUUCCAAGCAGGUUCUCAGUCCUCAUGUUUACUUCUGCACACUGUUUUCCUUCACAUACAGAAAGAGUACUGGCAGCUGAUUUGUAAAAUUCCCAAAAGACUCAUCUGCACUGAAAAGCAGAGGAGACCAGAUAGACCUUGUCUUUUGUGGCUCAGAGUCUACUGAAAAUAAAGAAUAAUUCAGUUUGGCACCUCUUGUUGAAGGCAGGCAGUGCCUCAUUGCCUUGAAGUGUAAGCACUGGAUUUUCAUUUGCAUCUUGAUAUUACACGCACAAGGGAUUGUCCACCUAUGUAAAAGGACUGCUUUUGUUUGAUUUUGGAAAAAAACUUCCCAAGUAUUAAACAGGUUCAGUAUCCAAUUAUAGUAUUCCAUGCAGUACAUACACAGCAUGAAACUGCCAUGGCUGUGAACAGGUAAUUGUCUUGUGGAUUUUAUUUUCCUAACUAGAAUCAUACUACAGUAUGGAAGAAAGUUUACCUUGGCAAAUAUGUUGAGAUCCACAUCCAAGUUCUCUGUCCUGUGGUUCAACCUGCCAUAUUAAGUAGAAAAAACAAAGCAAAAUGCAAUAUGUCUAAUUACAGACAACUGUUUAUUUACAUAGAUGAAAAAGGUUAUUCUUGUUUUGUGUGUAAGAAUAGAUUAUCAACUCUAUCCUUUUAGUAAAGUGUCUUAUUCUCCCUCUGUCAGAUGCAUCAGAUAAAAGUGCUGUUCAAGCAUGUUUUGUGUUGUCAGCUGUUUGCUUAUACAAUGUCAAUAUUCCUUUCUUUUGUCUCCUUUGGGCAAUCGGAAGUUCACACACAUGCAAGGAACUUAAGAGUGAGACAGUGAGUGCAUGCAUGUGUUCUCUGUGCUGGUGCAAACUUUCCUCAGAUACUCUGAUGUUCUUGAAAUAGUUGACUUCCUAGGGAAAUGUUCUAUUCCUGCCUUUAUUCCUGUUCUAUUCCUGCUCACCUCAAGUGAAAUUAAUUUUGCUCCAUGUAUACCGGUAAUGGGCAGUAGUCAGUUGGAGAUUCAGGGUGGUGGUAAUAAAAGAACAGUAAGUGUAGUCUUCUGACAUUUAGGUGAGAUGUGAGAGAGGAAGAUGUUCCUCCAGGAGAAGGGAAAUAGGAUACAGGUGAAUUAGUUUCUUAAUGUCAAUUAUUGCUAAUCAGGGAUCCCUAACUUGAAUACUAAUCCUAUAAUUCUGCAGUGAAGAAAAACCCAUUUCAUGUACCUUUUAUAUCCUUAACUCCCCAAGGCAAAGGAGGGAAAUAUAAAAUUUAGAAAUAAAAUUUUAAGGAGGCAACAAAGGCAAAUGAUUUUUGUACAGGCCAUGAAUCAGGUGCAGAUGAGCUGCACAUCUGUAUUUUGUCUCUGUAUGAAAGCAGUUCUCCCUGUGGGUGGAUGGGUGAGCUAUUACAGAAUUUAUAUUAGGAAUCUGUUUCUAGAAAAUGUUAUUUAUUGCAAAUGCUAUUGUAUUGUAAUUGGAACCAUUUCUGAGCUGAAAUUACUACAUUUAUGUAACUAUUAAUAAAGUUUUGUCUUUCCUUUUAGAAA